Molecule: messenger RNA, 2240 nt
Organism: Tachysurus fulvidraco (yellow catfish)
Lineage: Eukaryota; Metazoa; Chordata; Actinopteri; Siluriformes; Bagridae
Gene: btk
Product: Bruton agammaglobulinemia tyrosine kinase
Exons: 18
Coding region: 174-2084 (636 amino acids)
Biological process (GO): B cell receptor signaling pathway; T cell receptor signaling pathway; adaptive immune response
Molecular function (GO): ATP binding; protein binding; non-membrane spanning protein tyrosine kinase activity
Source: RefSeq, a predicted model, not a curated record
CUGGUAAAGAAAUCCUCUGAAAGGGUGGGGUUUAGUCAACUGUUGUGCACAUUGACACUUUCUGAAUCGGGGGAAUAGAGAAGUCAACAUAUUUGCCACCACCAAGUUUGUUUCUAAAAAUCUUUCACAGGGCAUAUUGGAGAAAAACAGAUAGUGUCAUACCUGAAUGAACAAUGUCAGAUAACAUGCUGGAAGAGGUAUUCAUAAAACGCUCUCAGCAAAAGAAGAAAACUUCACCCUUAAACUUCAAAGAGAGAUUGUUUGUACUCACACAGGAAAAGAUUGCAUACUACGAUUAUGACUUUGAAAAAGGGAAAAAAAAAGGAUUAAAGGGGUUUGUUGACAUUGACAAGAUUAAAUGUGUGGAGCUUGUGAUACCAGAAGACAAUGCUCCCCCUGAACGAUUGUUCCCAUUUCAGAUAGUCUAUGAUGAGGGACCACUCUACAUUUUUGCCAAAACAGAUGAUAUACGAAAGCAGUGGAUACAUAAACUUAAGCAUGUGGUCCGGUUCAACAAAGACCUAAUGCAGAAAUACCACCCCUGUUUUUGGGAGGAUGGAGUGUGGAAGUGUUGCCAGCAGGAAGUCAAGCAGGCUAUGGGCUGCAAGGUGCUGGAAAUGAAAAAUGGAGGAUUUUCCGUAGUAUCUCGGCGUAAAUCUAGGAAACCUCUCCCACCUACACCUGAAGAGGUUAAGCCCUCUACAUCUUUGUUCCAUGAGUCACCAAAGCAGCAUGGCUUCUCAGUGGGUAUGACAGUAAUUGCAGAAUAUGACUACACUCCCAUGGCACCCCAAGACUUGGAGUUGAAAAAGGAUGACGAAUACACAAUUUUGGAAAUAUGUGAUGCCAACUGGUUUAGAGCCAAAGACAAUAAUGGGAUCGAGGGAUAUAUUCCAAGUAACUAUGUGGUUGAGGCCUUGAAUGGUUUGGAGAAAUUUGAAUGGUAUUGCAAAAACAUGAACCGCAGUCAAGCAGAAAAUUUACUUAAGACUGAGAAUAAAGAUGGUGGCUUUCUGGUGCGAGACUCAGGAAGAUACACUGGAAAAUAUACCGUCUCUGUUUUCACCAAGGGAAUUGGAGAAGUGGUUGGCAGCUGCAGACACUACAACAUAAUAUCCACUCAACAAGGACAGUUUUACCUGGCAGAGAAGCAUUAUUUCAGUAAUAUACCAGACCUCAUCAAUUACCACCAGCACAAUGCUGCAGGACUUGUGAGCAGACUAAAAUACAUUGUGUCAACUCGAGCUCAGAAUGCACCAUCCACUGCAGGCCUGGGAUAUGGAGUCUGGGAGAUUGAUCCCCGCCAACUCACUUUUAUCAAAGAAUUAGGCAAUGGGCAAUUUGGGGUUGUUAAAUAUGGAAAGUGGCAGGGUCGGCAUGAUGUGGCCAUAAAAAUGAUCAAGGAGGGUUCUAUGUCAGAGGAUGAUUUCAUCGAAGAGGCUAAAGUCAUGAUGAAACUUCAUCAUGAAAAUCUUGUUCAGCUAUAUGGUGUUUGCACAAAACAAAGACCUAUUUACAUAGUAACUGAGUUUCUUCCAAACGGAUGCCUACUGACCCACUUACGGGAGUACCUGCGACACCCCUCUGCUCUUCAACUCCUUGAGAUGUGUAAAGAUGUGAGCGAAGGAAUGGCCUACCUAGAAUCCCAGCAGUACAUUCACAGAGACCUUGCUGCCAGAAAUUGUUUAGUUGAUUCAAAUGGGACUGUUAAAGUGACUGAUUUUGGACUGUCACGGUAUGUCCUUAAUGAUGAAUAUACUAGCUCUGCUGGCUCACAGUUCCCUGUACGCUGGUCACCUCCUGAAGUACUCCUUUACCACAAAUUCAGCAGCAAGUCAGACAUUUGGGCCUUUGGUAUUUUAAUGUGGGAAGUCUACACACUAGGUAGAAUGCCAUAUGAACGUCUGAAUAAUACUGAAAUAGUGAAUGAAGUUACUGCUGGCUAUAGACUGUAUCGCCCUCAGAUGGCCAACGAUAGAAUCUACUCCAUAAUGACCAAAUGUUGGCAUGAGAAACCAGAUGAACGACCCUCAUUUCAGGAUCUUGUGAUGGCCAUUCAGGAUUUGCUUGACAAUCUCCACUAGACCACCAACCUAGUGACAGAAAAUGCCUGCAUAUUAGGAUAGCCCUGCAAACAUAAAAACACUGGGCCCUGAAUUGCAGCUACAUUUACAAUUAGUAAAUAUAAAUAGAGUAUUUAUGAUUUUGUGAAACUUUCUAUAUAAAUGUUUUUUACAUUA